This is a messenger RNA of Histoplasma mississippiense, 1665 nucleotides long. RefSeq lists its product as hypothetical. Bases 1 to 1665 code for a protein of 554 amino acids. The transcript is spliced from 6 exons. The record is from RefSeq and is a predicted model, not a curated record. Lineage: Eukaryota; Fungi; Ascomycota; Eurotiomycetes; Onygenales; Ajellomycetaceae.
AUGUUGACUGAACUAACCUGGGAAGCUGUCGGUGCCACGAAGCGGGAAGAGCUUCUCUCCUCCAUCCCGCCAGAAUGGAUCAUCCCAGCGGAUAUUUUCCCUCCACACUCCCAGACCGACGUCACCAGCUUUCCUCAAACGUCGGGCUGGUUUACUCCCUCUGAAUUGGAGAUCACAGGCUCAACAGCCUCUGAAAUUCUCGCGAAGACCACGACGGGCGUUUGGAGCGCUGAAGCCGUGACUCGCGCAUUCUGCAAACGUGCUGCUGCCGCCCAUCAACUGACAAACUGCCUUUCUGAAACCCUCUUCCCAGAGGCCUUAAGAGAUGCAAAGGCGCUCGACGCUCACCUGGCCGCUACCGGUAAACCGUUGGGCCCCCUUCAUGGCCUCCCGAUCUCUCUCAAGGAUAACUUCAACAUUAUCGGCAAGGACUCGACACUGGGUUUCACAGGCUGGGUCAAUGACCCUGCUACUUACAAUAGCGUAAUGACUGAUCUCCUGCACGAUGCGGGCGCGGUGCUGUAUGUCAAGACGAACGUGCCGACGGCGAUGAUGAUUGCCGAGACGGUGAAUAAUGUGUAUGGGCGCACGUUGAAUCCACGCAAUCGACUCCUGACGUCGGGCGGAUCAUCGGGCGGCGAGUCAGCUUUGAUUGCGUUUGGCGGUAGUCCUCUCGGCGUUGGGACGGAUAUUGGUGGCUCCCUCCGAAUCCCCGCCGCCUGCACUGGAAUCUUCACCUUGCGCCCCUCCUUCGGCCGUUUCCCCAACUUCUUGACAAAAUCCGGCCUGGCCGGUCAAGAAUCCGUCCUGAGCGUCAACGGCCCAAUGGCCCCGACUCUCGACUCUAUUAAGCUCUUCGCCUCCGCAGUGACAAACAGCCAGCCUUGGAUCCGGGAUCCUAAGUGUAUACCGAUUCCAUGGCGGACCGUUGAGCGCAAGCAGCGCCUGAAGCUGGCCGUGUUGUGGGAUGAUGGUAUGGUCCGACCGACGCCGCCAGUUCGCCGCGCACUGAGAGAGACGGUGCAUAAAUUGCGAAGGGCUGGACAUGAGGUUGUCAAUUGGGAGGCAACGGGACACAAUGAAGGCAACGACAUUUUGGAUCGCUUCUUCCUUUCCGACGGCGGCAAGACCGUGCAGCAAAUCCUCGCGACAGCCAAAGAACCCAUCCGUCCCGAAAUGGACCGGUACGACCGUGCUAAGGACGGCGGCGUGCAGGCGCUGUGGAAACUGCACGUUGAACGCAAUAAAUUCCAGCAAGAAUAUAUGGAACGGUGGAAUGCGUGCGAAGGACUUGAUGGAUUGUUGACCCCAACAACUCCGUUUGCGACCGUUGAGCACGGCCUCUUCAAGCACGUCGGCUACACGGGCGUAUACAACAUCCUCGAUUAUUCCUGCCUGUCGUUCCCGUGUGGCGUCCACGUUGAUGCCGCCGUAGAUGUCCCCACUGUGAAUGAGACUGCGCUCAGUAAACUUGAUGGCAAGGUGCAGAGCGAAUACAACCCCUCCGCCGUCCACGGCCAGCCUGUCAGUCUACAGCUGGUAGGCCGCAGGCUUGAUGAAGAGAAGGUGGUGAUGAUGGGAGAGGUUAUCUUGGACGCGCUCAAGGGGACGGCUGUGAAUGGCAGUGGGAGUGGGAAGUCUCAAGCAUCGUCGUCUACUUUGUGA